Laccaria bicolor S238N-H82 is the source of this 552-nucleotide messenger RNA. RefSeq lists its product as uncharacterized. The coding region runs from base 1 to 552 and encodes 183 amino acids. Gene Ontology annotation, molecular function: acid phosphatase activity. The transcript is spliced from 9 exons. The record is from RefSeq and is a predicted model, not a curated record. Lineage: Eukaryota; Fungi; Basidiomycota; Agaricomycetes; Agaricales; Hydnangiaceae.
AUGUCCACCAACCAAGAUGAGGGCAGAUACCCACAACUCGUCGCCUUCGAUCUUGACUAUACCCUAUGGGACCUUUGGAUCGAUACCCAUGUUACUGGACCUCUUAGAAGGGACAAGGAGAAUGUGAAUGAAGUCUUGGAUAGAUACAACGAGAAGAUCUCGUUUUACAAGGACGUCCCAGCCAUUCUUCAUCUAGAUAGAGGAGGGGCUGUUACAAUCGUCGCCUGCUCCAGAACCCAUGCACCAACUCUAGCCCGAAAGUGCCUCAGCCUUCUACUUGUCGCACCUGAAUCAAAAAUCGGCGAUGCAAUUGGCGGCACCAGACCAGCAACAGAGUUUUUUGACGAGUUGGAGAUCUAUCCUGGAUCGAAGAUAACUCAUUUUAAGGCUCUAAAGGAACGUACUGGAAUUUCAUAUUCUGAGAUGCUUUUCUUCGACGACGAGCUCAGAAAUAGGGAGGUCGAGCAACUCGGUGUAACGUUUCAUCAUGUCCCAAAUGGCCUCACCAAUAAUGUUUUCGAGAUGGGUCUCGAGGAAUGGAGGAACCGGUGA